AUGCGGACCUCACAAACCAUAUCAACGCGGUCUAAGAGCCGUCUCUUGGGUAUCGCUCUGUUGAUCAGCUUCUACUCAAUGAAGAUCUUCCUCACCUACUACUACUCUCGUCAACCAGUAGAAACUGACAGUCCAGAUGAUGUGACCCUCUUUCCGCCUGAACGGCAUCUUCUCGUCAUGAAUCCCACGAUUCCACCCUUCAAGGGACUCAAUUGCACUCCCCUCGCGAUCGACAACUUUCCACGGGAUCAGUUCACCCAAAAGCAGCGUCGCUCUGGCCUCGUGGUUCUGCAUGUCAUCGCAGCUGCCUACAUGUUUCUUGCCUUGGCCAUCGUCUGUGACGAAUACUACAUACCGUGUCUUGAGGUGAUCUGUGACGUGCUCCGACUGCAACCCGAUGUGGCUGGAGCGACGUUUAUGGCAGCCGGCAGUUCUGCGCCCGAAUUGGCCACCACGCUUGUCGGUGUGUUUAUUGCUCGGGACGAUAUUGGUUUGGGUGCCGUUGUGGGUUCAUCUGACUUCAACGUGAUGUUUGUCAUCAGUGUCUGCGCUCUAUUCAGCAAAGAGGUGAUUUACCUGAAUUGGUGGCCACUUGUACGCGAUACGACGUUCUACCUGAUAUCAAUUAUAAUCCUUGCACUCGUCAUUGCUGACGAAAACAUAGAAGCUGGAAUAUUCCAUUGCCUUGGAUUAGCUGUAUUCACACUUAAUCAAAGUCCUCUUAACUUGGCAAGGUACGAGGCGGUGGUUCUGCUAACGUUUUACGCCCUCUACAUCCUACUGAUGUACUUUAAUCGGCGGCUCGAUUCCUUCCUGAAUGCGUGGUGCCUCAACCACCGCUCAUUUUGUCCCCGCGUGAUGCACGACGACGUCAACAGCGUGGAGGUCACUGCACAGAGCACCGGCAAGUUCGGUGGAAAGAGCGGAGACACGUUCGACAAUCAGGGCGUCGACACCCCUAUGACCAAUUACACGCGUCUCCAAUCUGGCAGCGACGACAACCAAGAGGCUGUCGAGGCUAAACUGCCAGCUGUAGCGCUCUCCAACCAGGGCAAGUACCUCGUAGUUUUUGUGGGUUACAUCGGUCUGGUGAAUAAGCAAUCGCAGUUUGCUUCAUACCAGGCACAUUUCACACUAAUCUUUGCGGAAACCCAAGCUAAGACCGUCUUUUUAUCAUUAUUAUUAUCAGCCCCUAAUUCACCGCCACUGACUAACUUGGACACAGUGAUCGCACCACCGGCACCUUCCAAUGAUCCAGAGUCGCAUGUCAAGCGUUCAGACUCACUCACAUUUGCCCAAAUCUGCCUGGCACCCCUGAGUUUCCCACCAAAGGGCACAUCGACACUUAGCUGGAUCUACUACCUUCUGGCCUGGCCCAUCCGUCUUUGCCUGUGCCUUACAACACCUGACUGUCGGUCGCCAAAGUGGCGACGUCUGCAAGGUCAUUGGAUCGCUUUCUUCAUUUGCUGUUUCUGGAUUGGUGUCUUCACAAUGUUUAUGAUGUGGAUGAUUACAAUCAUUGGCGUGACACUAGGGAUCCCAGAUACCAUAAUGGGACUGACCCUUCUAGCUGCUGGUUCCAGCGUCCCAGACGCCAUCACCUCGGUCAUUGUCGUGCGUGAGGGUGAAGGCGAUAUGGCAAUUUCAAAUGCAGUUGGAAGCAAUAUCUUCGACAUUCUUGUGUGCAUGGGUCUACCGUGGUUGAUGCGAUGCAUAGCGAUAAGCGGUCCCGUCGUAAUCUACUCACAAGGACUGACAUACGCGACGCUUACGCUCUUCUUCACGGUGCUAAUCCUACUUGGUGCAACCCACCUCAACCGCUGGCGACUAACAAAACUGUACGGCGUCGGUUUAAUGAUAACUUACCUUCUCUUCCUCGUAGUCUGCAGCCUUUACGAGUUAAACGUCUUCGGUUAUGUCCAUCCCCCAGAGUGUCCCUACAUCGAAACCCCCUAG
Molecule: messenger RNA, 1956 nt
Organism: Mesocestoides corti
Lineage: Eukaryota; Metazoa; Platyhelminthes; Cestoda; Cyclophyllidea; Mesocestoididae
Source: the annotation of a GenBank genome assembly